CUCAAAAAAAAUCACAUGACCUGUCAUAUGAUUUCGGGUUGCAGCUUCGUAGUGCUGUAUCCAAUUAAAGCUUUCGAUUGUGAGGUGACUAUAUUUAAGGAAAUAAAAAAAAUGAUUGCGAAACUGGUUGCCGCUAGCCUGUUCAUUGGAGUGUGUGGAGCUAUCAGCUAUCGAUGGCCUGAGACUGGAGAACCCUGUGUCAUGAUUGAUUUUGAUUCACUCAACAGACUUUGGUGGGAGAACACAAACAGGACUAUUCAUGUCAGUUCCUUUGGAUCUAAGAAAAUCGGUGACUGGAAUUUUGACAACACAACAGUGAUUAAUGGUGGCUGUAAUGAAACUGCUUUUCUCACCAUUGAAUGGUCGGUGGAUAACGCCACCUAUAACUGGACCUUCAUUCAGAGUGACCGCGGAGUGGACGUACAGAUGGCUCUAGCAUUUGUACCUGACAGGGUAUUCAUCAAUCAAAGCGCAAGCAAUGAGACAGUUGUGAUGUCGAUGACAAUGAGGACAACCAUGGGGAUGAACACUUCAUACAGGUGUGACGACACUCGCCGCUACAAAGCCAUGGUCUCUGAUGCUACAGGCAGAUAUUUCCUGGCCAUGCACUUCAGGAAUGUUAGGAUGCAGGCCUUUGGGCUUCAGAACGGCACAUACUCUACCAAUGUGAGUCGUUGUGAGGAUGUUCCUGCCCCAAACCAGCACCCCAAGGGCACAUGGAGAGUAACAGAAGACAACAAAACCUGCAUCCUGCUCACAGCACAGAUCAUGCUCUCUCUGCCUUAUGACAAGCUGGGAGCACAGGGCAAGACUAUGUCCCAGAUUGGUAUCCAGAGCCCAGUGGUCAGUGGCAGCUGUGCCCAGAACAGCAGCUUCAUCCAGCUCUCAGACUCUGACAGCUCCCUCAACAUCACAAUCACUUUCUCUCAGAAAGACAACAAAGUCAACUGGGAGACUGUGGAGAUCAGAGCAGCAUUGGAUGAUGAUAGGAUCUUCCCAGAUGCUGCCAAUCCGUUUGGUACGUUCAGUUCCGUCAACAACAGCAUGGGUACCAACCUGCAGACCACAGUGAGUGGCUCCUACUUCUGUAACUCAGACACCAAGUUCACACUGAAGGAGGGCGCAACUCUUGAGCUGUGGACCUUGCAGUAUGCAGCCUUCCAAGGCAAUAUCUCACAGUUCAGCAAAGACGGUGUUAACGUGUGCAAAGCUGAUGUGAAGACAAACAGCAUUGUACCAAUAGCAGUAGGAGCCGCCCUGGCUGGCCUGGUUGUCAUAGUGCUCAUUGCCUACCUAAUUGGUCGCCGUAGAAACAGGAAGGGAUACGAGUCUGUGUAGGUUGUCACCAACGCAUUGCAACAGAAAGAACAAAAAUGAUGAAGAUAUAGCCAUCUUUCUAUCUACAUGGCAAUGAAUGUCAAAUAUUGUUUAUAUUUGUUACAAUUUUGAAAUUAUGUUGAACAACUUUUUGGUAUUUUAUGGUAUUUUUUUUAAUAAAAGCACCUAACAUUGAA
Molecule: messenger RNA, 1514 nt
Organism: Dreissena polymorpha
Lineage: Eukaryota; Metazoa; Mollusca; Bivalvia; Myida; Dreissenidae
Product: lysosome-associated membrane glycoprotein 1-like
Exons: 10
Coding region: 16-1338 (440 amino acids)
Cellular component (GO): membrane
Source: RefSeq, a predicted model, not a curated record